Platichthys flesus (European flounder) is the source of this 4017-nucleotide messenger RNA. It is a transcript of the gene olfml3b, whose product is annotated as olfactomedin-like 3b. Bases 61 to 1230 code for a protein of 389 amino acids. The transcript is spliced from 3 exons. Gene Ontology annotation, biological process: signal transduction. NCBI's taxonomy places the organism in Eukaryota, Metazoa, Chordata, Actinopteri, Pleuronectiformes, Pleuronectidae. The record is from RefSeq and is a predicted model, not a curated record.
CCACUGAGCUCCAGUCAGGACUUUACAGGACCUGGAGAGAGACACUGAGCUGACACAGAAAUGAGAGGACUUGUUGUCUUGGUUACUUUGGCCUGCUUUGCCAACGCUCAGCACCAAGCACUGAUUGACUAUUUGGAGCGGAGGCUGCUUGCUAUUGAGGACCGGAUCUCUCUGUGGCACGAACAGACCACCCGUUAUGCCUCGGAGCUGCGGGAGCUGAAGCAGCAGAUGGUUUCCCAGCUGGAGAACUUGGACAAAGAGAAAGAGGCGCUGAGAAUGAAUCUGGACGGUGUCGGCACCAGGGUGGACCGGGUGGAGCGAGAGCUGGACUACCUGGAGACGCAGAACGGGGCUCAGCCUUGUGUGGAUGUGGACGACAAGUUGAUAGAGCAGCAGGUGACUCUGGUGCAGGAGAAGCAGAAGGCCAAAUAUUUCAAACUCUCAGACUGCAGCGACAUGAUCUCCAGUAUAAAAGCCAUGAAGAUCUUAAAGCGAGUUGGAGGACCAAAGGGCAUGUGGAGUAAAGACAGCAGUAAUGGCUCUGGGAAGGUCUACAUCUUUAAUGGGACGGACGGCGACACCAUCCACGAGUUUUCCUCUGCGCAAGACUUCACCCGCUCCCUGGGCCUGUCUCUGUCCAGGAGCCUGAAGCUGCCGUCAGCCUGGAGGGGAACAGGACACGUCAUCUACAACAACCACGCCUAUUAUGUAAAUCAGGUUGACGAUGUAAUGGUGGUUAAAUAUGACCUGAAGACCAACUCUGUGACGGACAGCGCUGUGUUUCCAGUCCAGGACCAUGUCCCUGUGUACGGCCUGACCCCCGAGACAGUGAUGGACCUGGCUGUGGAUGAGGAAGGCCUGUGGGCCAUCUACGCCACGCGGCAGAAUGAGCAGCACAUCUCUCUGGCUAAAAUGGACGCCAGCUCGCUGGACAUCGAGCAGAUGUGGGACACAAACUGCCCGAGAGAGAGCGCAGAGUCAGCGUUUGUCAUCUGUGGCACCCUCUAUGUGGUGUACAACACCAAGCAGGCCGGCCGCUCACGUGUGCAGUGCGUGUUCGACGUCAAUGGCAUGGUGAGCAAUGACGAGGCGCCACUGGUUUACUUCCCCAAACGCUAUGGAUCUCACUCCAGCCUGAAGUACAACCCUCAGGAGCAGCUGCUGUACGCCUGGGAUGACGGCUACCAGAUCCUGUACAAGCUUGUCAUGAAAAAGAAACUAGAAAUAUGAACUGAUUAAUCAUCUUUCCAAACCUCCCACUAACAUAUCCACCACUGCAUACACUCCACACACUGCAAGGACCUGCAGGAGUUAUGCAAGGUUUAGUUCCUUGCAAAAUCAUCUAUACAGUAGCUCAUAUAACUGGCAACCAUUUUAUUAUGUGUGUUGUAGAAUUUCAAAUUUUUGAAUUAGUUUAUUUGAGGGCAGCCAUUAGUUUCCAUGUCAUCUACUAUUGAAUCAUACAUCUUAGAAAAAAAGUAAUAUAAAAUAAUAUAAAAUAUGCUUUAAUGCUAAUGUUCACUAUGAUGCAACAACUAGACAAAGUUUCAAGUGUGUCAUUUCAUUUUCCCAUUAUGAGGAAACUAGAAUGGCGUUCAGUAGACUGCAUACCUCCAAAAGUCAAAUUUCACAAACUUAUAGAUUUCAUAAAAGAUCCAUGAAUUCUUCCCUAUAGGAAAAUGCUGUAUCUUGCAAUGCUAAAAAUACCUUUUCUAAAAUGUCUUCAUCUGGAAAUGUAAGGGGUUCUUUCCUAAGCCAUAUCGCAUUACUCUCCCAAGUUUCAAGGAAAUCUGUCGAAAUAUUGAUAACAAACUAACAAACACACAAAAUGGACACAGGUGAAAACAUGGCCUCCUUGGUGGAGAUAAUACUCUCUAAGAGUAAGAAAAAUACAUUCAAAUAUCUUUUUAAAAUAAAGCCUGCAAUGUUUGAAGUAGACGUGAAUGAAAAGUUAAGAAACUGCCAAAUUACUGUUAUGUUCUUGUAUGUUUGAAAAAGUUUUUGAUUGUAUAGAAAUUUGUAUUUUUGCAGGUUCAGGUUUGAAUUUAAGACUCUGAGGGCCGAACACUGCAGGAUCUGAGACAAAGAAUAGUCUCACAGGUUUCAUGUAAGUUCCUGAAUCAAAGACUGAGACUGAAUCAGGGAACAGAGUGACUGUUCACAGAGUCUAACAGGCUGCUGAGCACUUUUCCAGAGUUUCAGAGGUUUAGGCUGAGUCAAGGGCUGGCAGGUGGCCAACCUGUAAGUGUGGUAAUGAGAGCUGGCUGAGCGUGGCUGGAAGGGAAGUUAGGUCAAAAAAAGAAAACACACACACAGUGGUCAUUAUUCAGGCAGACAGCUAGGUAAGGAAACCUCCAAAAAGAAUAAAAAACUAGAGCAGCAUACAGUAGUGUGCAUACCUCCACUCAAAGGGCCCUUAAGUUGCUUUCAGACCUGAACUGAAGUCCAGACAUUUCCCUAAAAAUGUGCGAACACAAAAUGUCCAAGUCAGUUGCUGAACUUUACCUUCCAGCCCCCUGAUGACAUGUCUAGAAAAAGCACAGCAAGUGAUUUGUUACAUAUUUCUAACAUGUGACGGAUGCAAAGUGACAAAAACCCAAACAAUACAAAUGUGUCAGGAUGAAAAUGAGGUGGCACAGAAGUAGAAGAUGCAGACAGAGAAGUUAACUUGGAAAGACAGUGAGAUUCGAGAGCUUCUGGUGAUAAGGGCCGACGUCAAUGUUGAUGUGCUGUAAUCAAAAACAGCGGAAUCUACCUUAACAAUCUUUGUUCUGCCUCCUGUGUCCUCUACCCGGAGGUCACGCCUCACCUGAAUGUUCCAGACAUUCUUGUGAACAUGAAGAAAGGGGCCAAACAAAUCCUGGAUCUGCACCUUCAGUGGAAUCUGCUCCAGACGUUUUUAGGGCCAUCCCUAGCUUAUACCCCCGCCCUUACACCAAGGCGGCCAAAUCUUAUGUCUAAUCAAGGUACUGUAAUGCUGCUGGUGGGUCAACUUGAAUAGGUUUACUGUACUUGAUCUCUGGUGCUGUUCCAAAGACCCUUUUCCCCGUCUGAUGCAUACUUUGCUCAAAUGAAGAUCUCACCAUACUUUUAAACCUUUUCAUACGGUACACCUGACCUGUCCGCAUGACUUCACUGUCAACAUCUGUCCUUCUUAUGCUUUACACAUAAACGCAUAAAUGCUAAAAUUUCUCAUUUCCAUGCGCAUCAGAUUCAUUGGAGGUCAGUUUUUUUAUCCCUGCUGCUCACAUGCAACUGUUCACCCUAAGUUUUACAUCCAUAGACCUCAUUAAGAGUCAAGGACAAAGGUAACAGCAGUUGUGGUGUCCAUAAUAAGUCAGUCUAAAUAAAGGCUUCAGUUUGUUUAACUGAUCACAAUAUAACAUUCAUUAUGUUCAAUAGGGGGCCAAGGUUAGUUCAGACGAUGGCAUAAAAAAUAGACUGCUGUUCAUUUAUUCAAUUUAAUUACUUCUAGCGAUUGGAUCAAUAAAGUUUAAGACCAACAACUAUCGUCAUCAAAUAUGGUGUCACUUGUAAAACAUCCUCAACAAAGCUGUCACUACAAGUAAAAACCGCUAGCUGGCUAGCACUAAUAUAUAUUUCUCUUUUUAUGUGUAUUUUUCCUACAAGCCAAGCACGUGUUUCUUGUGGUGUUAAUUUUUUACUGAAUGAAAUCACCAAAAUAAGCAGAAUGCCGUCAUUCUCAUUUAAUGGAUUAUUAUUUUGACAAUUCAUUUAUAUCUCAGUAUAAAAUAUAUUUCUUACUACUGCUUACUAAACUGCUUAUAAUCCCACAAUUUAUGGUUCUUCUAGUUACUGUUCUUUUUUAGAAUAAAUGGUAAACUACACAUGUUAACUCUUGGACUGUAUUUUUCUAUAAAUAGAUACAAACGUAUUAAGCCACUAUGUAGGAUUUUAACGUUUUAGACUUUAACCUAUUUAUGCUGUUGUUAAAAUCCUUUUUUUCACUCUGCCUCCUGUAUUGUUUGACAUGAUGUCAAAAUGUGGUGUGACAAA